This is a messenger RNA of Parasteatoda tepidariorum (common house spider), 3235 nucleotides long. RefSeq names its product snake venom 5'-nucleotidase. Lineage: Eukaryota; Metazoa; Arthropoda; Arachnida; Araneae; Theridiidae. The record is from RefSeq and is a predicted model, not a curated record. Gene Ontology annotation, biological process: AMP catabolic process. Gene Ontology annotation, cellular component: plasma membrane. Gene Ontology annotation, molecular function: 5'-nucleotidase activity.
GCUACCGUAAGCAAAUGCCACGUUUCAACAAUCGAUCAGGAUAAGGCUACUAUACUAGGCUCUAGAUCAGGAUAGAUUAAUAGACACUACGUCACUUGCAGGUAUCCCAUUUCUUCACAAGUACCAACGGGAAAACAGAGUUAUAUGUGAGAACCAAUCCUUAAAUAAAGCUUCCAAUGAACUUAAAUAAAAAUUUAAAUCCACGAAGAACAGUUCGAAAGUUGAUUUGAAGUUACAAAGAAUUAUUUAAACUUUUAACUAGAUCGAGUACGACAAGGUUUUUUUUUUUUCGUUUAGAAGAAUGCAUUUUUUUAUAUUUUUAUUAGUUUUCGCCGGGACUUUCAGAAACAUUCAAUCUGAAUAUAAUUUAACCAUUGUUCACAUAAGUGAUUUCCAUUCUCAUUGGUUUGAAUUUAACGAACACGAAAAUAUUUGCUCACAUCAAGAAUCUAAGGAAGGAAAUUGUUUUGGUGGAUUUGCACGUCUUCUUACAAAGGUACGAGAGUUGCGUGAGAAAGAGAAGAACAUUUUAGUUUUGUCGUCAGGAGAGUUCUUCUACGGUUCUUCUCAUCACACUUUGCACGGAUGGAAAAUAGCCAGUCUUCUUCUUUCCAAAUUAAAACUAGAUGCAAUGAGCUUGUCUAACCACGAUUUUGGAAGAGGAAUUCUGGAAUUAUCAGCAUUUUUGUACAAGUUGGAUUUUCCUGUACUCUGUGCUAAUAUGCAGGCAACGAAAUCGUCCUUUCUUCACAGCCGAAUCAAUAAGAGCAUAGUUUUAAAUGUAAAUGAUGAAAAAAUUGGCAUUAUUGGCUAUUUGCACCCGCAUGCUAUCAAAAAGUCGAGACCAGCCGUGAGUGUAGAAAUUCUUCCUGAAUUACCCAUCAUUGAAGAGGAAGUAGAAAAACUCCAAAACAAAGGAGUCAACAAGAUAAUAGCACUUGGACAUUCAGGGUAUUACACAGACUUAAAAAUUGCCAAACAGGUCACGGGAGUGGACAUUGUCGUCGGUGGAAAUUCGGACAUUGUUAUGGAAAAACCAUCAGAGUUACAAAAAGAGUAUCCGAGAGUUACUCUGAAUGAGGUGAAUCAGAAGACAUUAGUACUUCAUGUACCUCAACACGGUAAAUAUAUUGGAGUCCUGAGAAUCACUUUCGAUGAAAUGGGGAAUGUCAUAGCAGAAGAUGGACAACAAGUUUUGUUAGACAGUCAUGUACCACAAGAUGAAGAGACAUUGAUUUUCUUGAGGAACGCCAGCCAGUUGUUGGAUGAACUUGCUGAAGAUUAUCGGAUACCUGACAGAGAUGAGGUUUUGGCCACUGUAAAAGUAACUUUGGAUGGAAAACCACGCAGUUGCCGAAUGAAUGAAUGCACUUUAGGGAAUUUUGUUGCAGAUGCCAUAUUGCAUAGGGUCAACAGAAAUGAUAACAUCGACGCUGUUGUCAUCAAUUCGGGCAUGAUACGAUAUUCCAUUCAAGCUGGUAAUGUGACUGCGAGAGAUUUAACGCAUGCAUUGUUUCUGGGCGAUCUCCUGGACACUGUCCAAAUGAACGGUUCAGAACUGAGAGAAAUGAUGGAACAUUCAGUCGAAGAAUACGACAUCACAGGAAUCACAGCCUCUGGAGCCUUUCUGCAAAUAUCUGGACUUAGAGUGGUUUAUGAUUUAAAUAAACCUCCAAAUCACCGUGUAAAGUCUCUGAUGAUUCGAAGUGACCCAUCGUACACCGAAGUUAAGUCAAGCAACCAUUACCGUGUAGUAAUGCCAAGUUUCUUGAGAAAAGGAAAUGAUGGUUUCAAAAGUUAUUUAAAAGCCGACAAUAAUACAUUCGGAGAGGACGAUGUCACUCUUUUAAUUCAAUACAUGAAGGAGUUUGAAAUCAUAAAACCGAUGAUCGAUAAAAGAAUAUCCUUUUACAACCAAGAACCAGAUCAUCCCACCGAUGAAAACGAAGGAACUAGAAAAUACCCUCACAAUGAAUUUAAGCUUUCUACAAUUUUUGGAAUUAUAAGUCCCUUACUGUCUGAUUUAGAGAGAUCGUUUUUGGAAUCGGUCAUCAUAGAGACGGAAAAAGAAGAAACCAUUCCAUCGAUUGAUGCUUUGGAAGCCUACUUAAAGGUUAGGGUAAAACACUUCCUAAAGGUAGAAACCAUAUCCGUAGGUAGCCACGAUGACAUAAUGACAAAUUAUAGAGAUGGACGCGCUGCAGGAACCAGAGAUACGAUUUCAGAAUCAGUCAUUAAUGGAACUAAUGAAAAGCAAACCUUCUUGACUGAUCCAGAUCAUGCCGAUUCCAUGUCUAAAAAUACUUAUGCAACAGCUGAAACAUCCAGUAUUCGUCCUUCUACGGAAGAUGUAAAGGACGCCCAAUCCAUACACGAGCUACUUUUACACUCUUUAGUCCAGUCAAUUAUAGAGAAGGUAAAAGAAAAAGUGCAACUCGUGUGAAAAUUUGGUGGUUACAUUAAAAAAAAAUUUUUUUUAAACAAAUCUUUAGUAAAAGCCACGACUAUCCAGAAUUCAGUUGACCAGAAAGUUCAAAUAAUCGGAAUUGUCUAAAAUUUACUGAUACACUCGAAUUUCCAUGGUAAAAUGACCAAUCGCUGCCCUUUAAUUUCAUUUUAUUAACAAACAUUUAGUUCAGAAAAAGUGCCACCCACCUGAUUUAUGUAUAUACGGUCGGACUUCUAUUUAACGAAGUCGGAACAUUUUAGAGAGAAAAGUGUGUGAGGGGGCAAGGAGAAGGAACAGCCAGGCCUGACUUUUCAUUAAUAUAUUCUGCAUUUUGCCUAGAAUGAUACUCUCUGAGGAAAGUGAAGCAUUCUAAUAGAAAAGAAUACAGUGUGAAGAAAGGGGACUCAUGGAAGAGCAGUUCUAGAACUGACCUUCAAAAACUACAGAAUUAUAGAAAUUCAAUUCUACUGGUAACGCCUCUGCUUAUAGGAACGAAGUUAAGGCCUGAGAAAAGAAGCAACUGAUUUUUUUUUUUUUUUAACUAGAGUCGAUAUCAAAAACUAUUUCCAAAAAUUCUGCAGAAUUAAAUAAAUUUGCAUAGAUUUUCAAUGUGUGAUAGGUAACUGUAAAUUUAUAGAAAGCAGUAAAAUUUUUUAAAAUUCAUGAUUUUAUUAAAAAUUAAACUGAUCUGUAAUAAACGGCGUUUGAAAAAUCCCAACCCACCUAGGUCUUCCAUCCUAAACCUGGAGUUUUUGAUAAAAAUACUGUUUUUUCAGAAAUACUUUA